Molecule: messenger RNA, 1124 nt
Organism: Salvia miltiorrhiza (redroot sage)
Lineage: Eukaryota; Viridiplantae; Streptophyta; Magnoliopsida; Lamiales; Lamiaceae
Product: dof zinc finger protein DOF4.6-like
Exons: 2
Coding region: 127-951 (274 amino acids)
Biological process (GO): regulation of DNA-templated transcription
Molecular function (GO): DNA binding; DNA-binding transcription factor activity
Source: RefSeq, a predicted model, not a curated record
GCCAAAGACAACCUCUUCAAGUAGCUUUCUUGCUUUAAGACCAUCUGCUCAAAAGUGGUUGAUUUCCUCUCUUUCAACACUUCCCACCUCUCACCUUUUCUCUCUCUCUCAUCUUUCUUUUCUGCUAUGGAUACUGCUCAGUGGCCACAGGGUAUUGGAGUUGCGAAACCUGCAAUCGACAACUCAAACUCAAACUCAAGCUCAAAACCUAGCAAUGGCGGUGCAGCAGCAGCAGCGGCAGAGAAGAAGCCACGGCCAGAAAAGGAGCAAGCUCUCAACUGCCCGAGAUGCAAUUCCACCAACACGAAAUUCUGUUAUUACAACAACUACAGCCUCUCGCAACCUCGUUACUUCUGCAAGACUUGUCGGAGGUACUGGACCGAAGGCGGCUCCUUGAGAAACGUGCCCGUCGGCGGCGGCUCUCGCAAGAACAAGCGCUCCUCCCCGGCGCCGCCCCCCCUCUCGGCCAAGAAGCCCCUCCCCGAUCCCAAUUUCUCCCCUCAAAACCCAAAGAUCCAGGAAGGCCACGACCUCAAUUUGGCCUAUAAUCCCUCCCAUUACAAUGCCAUGUCCGAAUUCGUGGCGCUGCAUCAAACCCUAGGAAACCCUAAUUCCGAGCGCCACCACCACCAUAACAUGCCGCUGAUGGAGCUUCUCAAAACGGGGGGAGGGUUGAGCUCGUUCAUGUCGGCUCCGAUCUCCGACGCGGGGUUCCCGUCGUCGUCGGCCGGAUUUCCGGCGCAGGAUUUCAAGCCGAGUUUGGGGUUUUCAGUGGAUGGGAUGGAUCAGGCGUUUGGAAAUAUGCAGGAUCAGACGAAUCAGCCCUCCAGAAUUCUCUUCCCUUUCGAGGAAUUGAAGCCGGUUUCGAAUCACGAUCAGUUUGAGCAGGAGAGAGUGCAAGGUGAGACUAAUGUUUACUGGAAUGGUAUGCUUGCUGGUGGUUCUUGGUGAUCAUCAUCAUCAUCAAUCAACAACUAUGGCUAAACUUGCAAGUUUUAGUCAUUCAUUCCUUUUUCUUUUUUCUUUUUUUAAUUUAUAAUAUCCAGUUUAUUACGAUGGUGAGUGUGACUUUGUCUGAAAAUUUUAUUUCAAACUAUGAUAUGAAUGAUGAGAAGCUAACAGCA